Molecule: messenger RNA, 2419 nt
Organism: Notolabrus celidotus (New Zealand spotty)
Lineage: Eukaryota; Metazoa; Chordata; Actinopteri; Labriformes; Labridae
Product: G protein-activated inward rectifier potassium channel 1-like
Exons: 3
Coding region: 482-2041 (519 amino acids)
Biological process (GO): regulation of monoatomic ion transmembrane transport; potassium ion import across plasma membrane
Cellular component (GO): plasma membrane
Molecular function (GO): G-protein activated inward rectifier potassium channel activity
Source: RefSeq, a predicted model, not a curated record
CGUGUUCGCUGUUCAAACUGGAGUCACUCCCACCAGAAGAUGUUCCUCUCAAGCUGAAGUGCGCACUGUAGCUGCUGUUCACAUCCACAGCUUUACUGAAAGGCAUCACCUCAGUGAUUCUGCCAAGGACGCAGCCUUUGAAUGGAGACAUUUGAAAACAGCCUUUGUUUGUAAGGCCACUUUGAAUGUUCUCGUGCUCUCUCUCUCUCUCCAUCUCUCUCUCCCACCCUCGCGCUCUUUAUCUCUCUCUCCCCAUGGAUGAAUAAAAAGUUGAGUCUUGUGCGUAAAGGAGCGAGUCUGAAUCAUGCAUUGCGCAGAAUCUCUGCUCACUUACGAUUAAUUUACAGGAGAGAGGAGCAUCUUCAUCCCAAAGGAUGCGCGUUGCGCGCUGAUACCUAUUGAAUGAUUUGGAGAGGGGGUGCCAAACUUGCGUAAAAAGCCGUACUGUGCACAAGUAGGCUUCUUUUAUGUGAUUUACACGAUGUCAGCUUUAAGGAGGAAAUUUGGAGAGGACUACCAGGUGGUGAACACAAACCAGGGUAUCACUUUUUCCGCCCAGGUGAAGAGAAAGAGACAGCGGUUUGUGGAGAAGAACGGCCGCUGCAACGUCCAGCACGGUAACCUUGGCGGAGAGACCAGCCGAUACAUCUCCGAUCUCUUCACCACAUUAGUAGAUCUCAAGUGGCGCUGGAACCUACUCAUCUUCAUCCUCACUUACACAGUCGCAUGGCUGGUGAUGGCUUCUAUGUGGUGGGUGAUCGCCUAUAUUCGCGGAGACCUGAGCCACGGCGGCCACGACUCGUCCUACACCCCAUGCGUCGCCAACGUGUACAACUUUCCCUCCGCGUUCCUGUUCUUCAUCGAGACGGAGGCGACCAUCGGCUACGGCUACCGCUACAUCACCGAGAAGUGCCCCGAGGGUAUCAUCCUCUUCCUCUUCCAGUCGUUACUGGGCUCCAUCGUGGACGCCUUCCUCAUCGGCUGCAUGUUCAUCAAGAUGUCGCAGCCGAAGAAGCGCGCGGAGACGCUGAUGUUCAGCCAGGACGCAGUGAUUUCGCAGCGGGACGGGAAGUUGUGCCUGAUGUUCCGCGUGGGGAACCUGCGGAACAGCCACAUGGUGUCCGCUCAGAUCAGGUGCAAACUCAUAAAGUCUCGGCAGACCCCAGAAGGUGAGUUCCUGCCCCUGGACCAGUGUGAGCUGGACGUGGGUUUUGGGACGGGGGCGGACCAGCUCUUCUUGGUGUCGCCUCUGACCAUCUGCCACGAGAUCAACACCAAGAGCCCGUUCUUCGAUCUGUCGCAGCGCUCGCUCAUGAACGAAGAGUUUGAGAUCGUCGUCAUUCUGGAGGGAAUCGUUGAGACCACUGGAAUGACAUGCCAGGCGAGGACAUCUUACACAGAAGAUGAAGUCUUGUGGGGCCAUCGUUUCCUCCCCGUUAUGUCACUAGAGGAGGGCUUCUUCAGAGUGGACUACUCCCAGUUCCACAACACAUUUGAGGUCAAUACACCUCCAUACAGCGUCAAAGAGCAAGAAGAGAAGUCCUCUCUGACGUCACCAAACCCUCUGCCUGUUGCACCCACCCCCAACUCCCCUCUGUUAGGUAACGGUGGCCGUGGAGGCCGUAGAGAAAGGCUCCUGUCCGCUGACUGUGCAGACCAUGCAGAGGACCAAGCCACCAGGCUGCCCAGCAAACUCCAACGUAUGAGCUCCACCAAGGAGGAGCUCCUCUGGAGGGGGCUGAAGGCUGGGACACCCUUGCCUGGGGGGAAAGCCUCCAGCACAGGAGACCUUCCGCUUAGUAUUCAGAGGCUGAGGUCCAGCUCAAUCCCGGUCGUGAGACAAGGACAGCCAGAGGAGCAGGUCCAACUGUUGUCCUUGGAUGGAGAAGCAGAAGAGGGAGAGUUGGAGAAACACAGACUGCCAGCAGCAGUUAGCUCCAUUGUUGCUCCUGCCCCAACUCCAGUCCAGAACCCCUUGUAUGGGGGUCGGCCAGAGGACAACCUUCCAGCCAAACUGCGCAGAAUGAACGCUGACCGCUGACUAAAGCUGACUACCUUUAAGACUAAAAACGUCAAAAGAACUGAAUCAGGCUUAAUGGGCAUUGCAUAUAAAAUGAAAACUACUGUGAUAUAAGUUUAUUUUUUCCUGCAGAUUUUGACCACUAUUUUACCUUUACUUACGGGCUCUCUACUAUGUUGUCUAUAGCCACAAAUAGAAGGACAACGCCAAUAAGCCAUCCAUCCGCUCAUACUGUGAGUCAUUUUUGAUAGAUCACCAUCUGUGCCCCCCACUGACUUCUCACACCUCUGCCCUUGCUUGUUUCUGUCACUUCUGUUCAAAGAGUUGCAUCAAAGACUUUUGAAACCCAAACCAACCCUCAUUUUUUAACUAAUAAAGCACCAAAGUGGCCGUCAUAAA